Messenger RNA from Danaus plexippus (monarch butterfly), 8496 nucleotides. It is a transcript of the gene unc79, whose product is annotated as protein unc-79 homolog. The record is from RefSeq and is a predicted model, not a curated record. Lineage: Eukaryota; Metazoa; Arthropoda; Insecta; Lepidoptera; Nymphalidae. Gene Ontology annotation, molecular function: protein binding.
AUUUGCUCGAGAUUUCACGAGUUGCGCGCUAAGAUUGAAUCAAUCAAAGCAAACUGCGAUCAAUAGCCUGAAGAGAAUAGAAAAUCUAGAUUCAGGUCAUCUCAUCUCUUUCACCCAGACGGAUACGAAGGCUGCUAAAUUCGUACCUAAAUUGCUGUAUUGAUUACUUGUUUCCGUUCAUUUUGCGUGUGUCAUUCAAAUGCAGGGCAGUUUUAAGAUUCAGCUCAUAAACAUGGGGACUCGGGCGGCAGCCUAGGUGGCUCGAUUCUGCGGCCUCAUUUUAGUGAAAGCUUUUUGUGUGUUCCUAAUGCAGUCCACGCAGGCGUUUGAUACCAUGCAGCUUCUUAUGGAGCCGCUCAAUCAGAAAGUCACAGCAAAGAUCAGGAGCCUAUAUGACUGCCAACUGCGACUGAUGCACAACAUACAGCCUUUGCCAUCGGGCAUGGACAUUGCAAAUACUGUCAAAUACUUCUCGCAGACUUUGCUUAGUGUUCUCAAAGAUGUGCCAAGAUCACCUCUGGAGAUGAUGCGUGAUGCUGAUAAUGACUCUGAGCGAAUGAGUCUGUAUCCAAACCUUGACUACAAAGGCCUGUUCAAUGCCAUCUCACAACUUGUCGAUUCAGCUCCACAUUUACAGUAUGGUAUUCAAGCAUUUGGUGAAGCAGUGCUGCAAUGUCUGGGUUGCCUGUUGCCGUUCCUGGAGUAUGACAUGAUAGACAACCUGCCUUACCUGGUGGCGUACUGUGUGGCUGUGUUCCCGCCCGACCUACACCAGGAGAUACUCAACCUACUGUGUUAUUACAUACUACCUUUCACUAUCACUCGUCGGUACUCUGGUCUGGAGGAGGAGAGUGAAGCUUCACAGUCUGUAGGUGCUAUUAUUAUGAUGGUGUUCCAACAUUCUAACAAUCCAGCUCAUCAUUGCCAACUCCUGGAAUGUCUGAUGUCUAUGAAGCAGCUGGUGGUUAAAGACCUGUUGUGUGUGAUCGCCUACGGAACCUUUGGAGCGAGGGUUUCCGCAGCUAAACUACUUUUCUACUACUGGCCACCCUUCGACGCCCAGCUCUUCGAUAGGAAAGGAUUGCUGUGCAAAUUCUCCAAUGACCUGGUACCGUUUCUGUGUCAGCGCGACAUGUGCCCCAACGCCGGCUGCGCGGAGGCUGCGAAGGUCUGCUACGAUCACUGCAUCAGUGUGACCUUCGCCUCCGACACGCCGCCGCCAUUAUACCUCUGUAUAGAGUGUGCCAACGAAAUACACAGGGAACAUCCGAAUCAGCGCUUCUUCGACAUUCUACAUCCACAGCAGCAAGUGUCAAUGGUUUGUGAAAAUAAGAACUGUCGGUCGACGGACAAGGCGGCGUACUCCAUCUGUUUUUCAAACGAGUGCGCCAGUUACAACGGGAACCAUCCCAUCCGGUACUGUCAGCAGUGUCACGGUAACCGUCACAACAGUCGUCGUGGGGGAGACCACGUGGUGCACACCAGACUACCGCCCGCCUGGCAGAUGGAGAGCGACAUGCAGACCAACCUCGUAGAAGCCAUCAUCAGUCUGCUGAAGGAAGCCAAGCCCACGAACAUGGAAGACCCGGACAGCUCCUCGGAGGAGCAGCACUCGCCCAUCACCGUCACACUACACGAUCCUAUAUCUUUGGAGGACAGACAAUUAUUAGGGCGGUAUGGAGUAUGGUUGCUGGUUGGUCUCUGUACACCGAACGCAGACACUCCUGACGAGGUCUUAGGAAGGCUGCUAUCGGUUUUAUUCCACUGGUUUCAUGUCACCUCGUACGCCUACACAGGUGAACUAGCGAAUACCAUCGAGAAACUGAAGCUGGAACACGUCUGUCCCUGGCUGCGAGAGUUGGCGGGCUCUCAUGAGAAGGUGGUGAUGUCGUGUCUGUUGCCUCACCCACCCAGCCAAAUGAGACAAGCCGGACAUUGGGACAACCUGGCCACCACCACACACCAUCUCAAGGACGGACUCAAUAGAUUAUACUGUCUAAUACCCUACGGUAUCAUCACUCAGUCAAUGUGGGACCAGAUCAUGCCGAAGUGGAUGAAGAAUAUCGUUAACAAGGUCCCGGAGAAGGAACUGUGGGAGCUGAAGCAGUCAUUGGGCAAGGUGUUGGAACCUGAAGGGACCAUGCUGGGUGUGGACGAGCGACGGCUGUAUGACUUCGUGCGACAGAGGCUCGAACCGCGAGUGAGACCGGGCCAGCUACAGAGCGUCUUGGGCUGGCUGCAGAUGAUAUCCCUGUUGGAAAUCAAGAUCCCCCUGGGAACCCUCUUCGAUCUGUUCAGUCACUGUGUGCUGAACAUGCCGGAGAAAAUCUGCAAACCGCCACCCGAUAAAAACAAAGAGAGAGACUUUAUAUUCAACGAGUCUCCGCCCACUCGCAAGAAAGACAAGGACAAGGAGCGUCGCGACGCCGACGACUCGUGCUCCUCCGACACCGACGACGACGGCGACGACAGGAAGCCAGGCAGCCUCACGUGCUGCAUACUCAUGAUAGACAUACUGCUCAAACAGCUGGAGCUGCAGUCGGCCAGGAACAGCACGGUGGCCGUCAGCAGCGAGGCCACCAGGCUGCUGCGGCUUAUGCUGAAGACCAACAGCGUUAACAGCGUCGAACACGCGGAGUGCAUGUCGGGCGGGGCGUGUGCGUACUGUUCGGCUGCAGCUCUGUGUCAUCAGCUGGCCGUGAGGCUGGUGCGGGCGCUGCACAGGCCGAGGAGACCUCAGCCAGCCCUGGAGGAGUCGUGGCCGGAGCUGAAGAAGAGCCAGUCCGAGGACGAGCGCUCUCGGUCCGGUGACGUCAACAGUCACGGACACGACCCCGCCCCCGGGGAGAGGGCCUCCGUGGGGGGCGUGCUGGUACACAUGCCGCAUAUAAUGACGGCCACGGUGGAGACCAUCACCGAGCAGCUGGACAUGGCGGGGGUGCUGCCGCCCCAGGAGCAGCCGCCCUCCGCCACCGCCCUCGCCGUCACGCUCACCGACACCGACGUCGCCACCGCCACGGCUAACAUCUCGACUCCCAACCUGUUAGGUGAGCACGAAGGCGAGUCUGUUGAGGAAGACAUGGCCAACUUUUGGCCCACGUCGGCUGGCAAAUUUCACUUUUGCAUCGAAGAAUUGCCCCAAGAGCUGCAGUAUAUACAUCAAUUACUACAGGAACUAAAGAACACCAAACGGCCGGACGUGCUGUAUCACCUGCUGCAAUGUCUCCAAGUGCUAGUUCUCAAUACAGAUGCUUUAGCAGAACACAAAGGUUUCCUCAUAUGGUGCCAAGAAAAUCUUCUCAUCGAAAAUCUAUGGAACGUGUGUGAGGCUGCCCAGUCCCAUAUCAGUGCGGUGGCGGCCCGCGUGCUGCUCCACUGUGUGACGCUGGCCGGCGGGGCGGACGUGCUGUGUUCCCUGGUCCGGGACGCCUUCCAUCAUCACGACCCUCACGUGAGGUUCACGGCCGUCGAUAGAGUCACUGUGCUCAUACGGUUCAUCGACGGGUCGCCGGUGAAGGCCAGCCUCCCCCUGCAAACGGCUCUGGCCACAGCCUUCUGCUACCUCAUCUCCAGCAUGGACGACAUCAACGUGUACGUGGCGCAGAGAGCCACGCUCUUCAUUGGCACCAUCCACGACACUGCCAUCGAGUUGCUCCUGUACUGCCUGGAGACCCAGUUCGACCUGGUGGCGGUGGACCGGCCCAUGGUGCUGCAGUCCGUGUAUCAGCUUCACAACACGCUGAGCGAUAGGAAGAUCCUCACGUGGGAGUUCUUCCUCAACAGAUUCGAGGCGUUGUAUCUGGACGCCCAGUGCGCUAAGAGCGGCGAUUACUCCACUCUAAGAGGCGACUCGUCCCGCUCCCCCCGCCACGAGCCGUGCGCCGCUCGUUCGCUGGCCGCGUCGUUCGGUGCCAAGUGGCCGUACAAGAGGACGGUGUCGGCGCCGGCCGCCGUCCCCACCAGCGUCGCCGGCCCCGCACAUCACCACGCACCGGCCAUUGAUCGUGAGAAGGUAUAUUCCCGCCAGUACUCGGCCCCCCUCCUCAAACGCAAGACCUCUCGAUUCGGUCUGGGGCUCGGUCAACUCCUGACACAGCCGCCGGCCCGCGGAAACAAUGAGUCGUCUAGUGGAGUGUGUGGCCCCUCCGAGUCAGUGCCUCGCGCCGAGCUGGAGGACGCCGACAGAGAGACCACCAACCUACUGGUGUUUCUACUCAUGCAGUUCCUCUCCAGAUCCGACCAAGCUCACCCGACCGACGACAAGUCCUGCCUGAAGACUCAAGAGCUCGUCCUCAAGCAUCUGUUCCUGUUGAUGGGAUACAACCCCGCGGAGAAGUUCUUUAACAUCUCGCCGCACACAUUGAGGAUGUCGUCUAUCUUCAACGCGUUCAUGUCCAACCUGCCGCAGGUGUUGGACCAGAACCACGUGAUGGGAGCCAGCAUCGCCGAGCCCACGCUCAUGUUGUUGCAGCACUGUAGUCGGCCCGCUGCGAACUGGUCCGGUGCCCCUCACUCGCUGGCUUCCCUGACUCCUCACGUCCGGAGACACUGGCUGAUGGCGCUGCUGGUCGUACUCUAUAAGUACCACUACAGUAGCGGUCCCCUGUGUUCGUUGUGCGGCUCGCUAGUCAGAUGUGUGCUGCACUCGCUACAAGCCCAGCAUCACCAGUGCCGCCGCAUACCGCCCGUUCUGCUGUUGCCGAACGCUCAAAGAGAGGCGGCAGGCACUUCAUCAUCAGGCGGAGUCAGCGCCCCCCUCACAGAAGACACCCCUCACAAAUCACCAGGACACUGGUCGGAAUCCAACGAACCGCCCAAAUUCCAACAGCAGUGGAGCGUGGAGCAGGAGUCGUCUGAGAGUGAACUCAUCGCCAUACCGGAGACCAGCGACAAGUCCGACACUACGCUCCAUGGCAGCACCGCACCUGGUUCCUUCGACGAGCCUUCCCACUAUGAGGAGGCGCCGCACGCGCUCAGCGGACCGACGCACUCCAAACUUCCUCCCGUCGGGUGUCGUUCUGGGCAGCAGUUGUCGACCAGCUCUUCCGUCUCCAUCGGCAGUGAUUCAUCGAAUAUGAAGUCAACGCCAAUGAGCGGUCAAUCGGUGGAGCUGUGGCCGGAACGCGCGUUGUCACCCAGGAACAAGCUGGCCGGCUGCCAGAAACGAGUCGUUGCUGGUAGUAGUACGUCUCCUGACACGGCGGCUUCGUCCAAUGGAGACGCUCUAGCUUCUGGGCCUCCCGCGGGUGUUGUAGGCCCCCCACCACAUGUACAUGCACAUCUACGCAGCCCAGGUGUCGCAUAUGCGUCUCCCGAAUCCCCCCUGUCCAAGAUGGAGCUGGCGUGGGGUGCGCCGCCUCACUCGCCGCUCGCCCCCCACCCCACCUUUCACAUCCCCCCUCCGGCUCCUGAACGUCUGCUUCCCAUCGGACCCAAGCCCAACAAGGAACAGUAUCCCGUGUUCAACGCGCUGGUGGACAGGGUCCGGGAAGCUCUCAAUAUACCUGACGAUUCUACGGAGCGAACGGACUCUAGCGACCCCGAGCCGCCUCGACCGCGGACCAGACCUCACCACCUCACACACACCACCUCCGCAGACAACGCCAGGUCUCCUCGUCGGCUGGCCCGCCAAGUGGCCCAACUCGGCUCUCCGCCGCAGACCGACCCGCCGCAGUCCCCGCACGCUCCCGCGCACUCACAGUCAUCGCAGCACAGCCGGCAACAAAACGAGUGGGGCCAAGGCUGGUGGGGUGGCGGGCGACGGGCGGCCAGGCGAGCGGCCCACGCCCACGCCCACGCCGCUCACCCGCCGCGUCCGGACCAUACUCUGCGGUACCGCUGCGGCGAGUGCGGCGGUGCGGUGGAGCAGUACAGCGACGAGGAGCUCGGGCUGUGCGUCAUCGUGCUGGCGACGUACGUGAGGCGCGAGCCGGGCGCCGCGGCGGCCAUCCUGCCGGCGCUGCUGCAGGCCGUGGCGCGGGUGGUGCAGCUGGCGGGCUACUCGUGGCAGGCGGAGGGCGGCGCGCGGCUGCCGGGCGGGGCGGUGCUCGUGGCCCACCAGUUCCUCCGCACCGUGCUGCACCAGCUCGCGCCGCACAACGUGUUCGUGCAGCUGUUCCUGCAGCGCGCUCCGGAGAAGCAGCGGUCGAUGUUCUUCAAGAGCGUGGCUCAGGCGUUCGUCGACUUCAACGAGCUGUAUCCGUGCGGGCCGCUGCAGCUGCUCGUCGAGCAUCUCAACUCUAAGAAGACGCUGCCGAUCGAUCAAAUGGGUGUGAUCGCGGGCAACAUGGCCACUUACCUGGAAUGCCUGGCGCCCGAGGCUCUGGGUCCGCUGGCUGCCUGUGGCGCGCUCCUCGCCGGCCUCGACACUCUGCUGCGGGCCGUGGCGCUGCGCCUGCAUCAGCUGGACGACGCCGAGCCGUUGUUACGGCUGUGUGCCGCCGCGCUCAAGAUACCCGCUGUCGCACAUCACAAGAGUCUCCUGGAGCCGAUGUCCAAGCUGCUGAGUUACGCGGUGCAGAACUUCACGGUCCGCCUGUCGGUGCUGGGCGAGGUGUGCGCGGGUUGUAUCCGUGCCUUUAGUCGUGACCGUGACAAACUGCUGCUGUGCCGCGUGCUGGUCUACGAGCUGCUGCACGCGCUGCGGACCAAGACCACCGUCCCUGACGACAACCUGUUCGUGUUGCUGCAAUUCGUGCUGCAGAGUCACGGCUAUACGUUGUUGCUACCAGCUCCCCUAGCGACCUCUCUGGCGGGGGAAACCCGCGAGGUGGGCGGCGCCCCCGCCGACUGUAUGCGACCUCACCUACAGGACAUGCUAGACCUGCUACACGACCCGCAUCUCAUCAACAAGAUUAAGGGGUCCGUGUCCAAGUCUUUGGUGAAUCGGAACCUGAUCUGUCUGAACGAGGACACGCUGGGAGCGCUGGUCAAGGGAGGCGUCGCCCAGCACGUGGCCGCGGAACUGGCGCUGGAGCAGGCGAGGAGGGCGGACCGUGCGCCCAGACACGCCUUGCCCUGGCUGGCUGCUCUGCCAGGGAGUUCCCGCGACGUGUCAGAGUGCGUGGGUCGUGUCCGCGUGGUGUCCUGGGUGGUGUUGGGUGCUCUGUGUAACGCCCGCCACGGGCCCCUGCAACUGGCCGUGCCGCUGGACGCCACGUGCCAGCUCACGGAGCACGUGCAGAGCAUCAUGGCGGUGCAUCUGGAGUCCGGCACCGCCGCCAUAAGCUCGCUGUGGACCGCUUUCCUCGCCUGUCAGCUAUGGACCCUAUACGCGCAGCGAGCCAACGCCCAGCCCGAGCUGCUGCACUUCUGGUGUAAACUGGUUCCCACGGUGCUGCAACUCACACACUCCUCUAAAGUGUUAGCGGAGACGGUGAACCUUCACUUCAUAAAUCUGCUGGAGUGUCUGCUGGAGUGUAAUUCGACCGUCCUCAACAAGCUGCUGCCUCUCUGGUCCCCGAUCCUACAUUCGCCGCUCUUCAACAUGCCUCGCCACGUGGCUCACCGGCUGGAGGCGUGUCGCGAGCUGAAGCCGGACGUGGUGUCGGUGACGCCGACGCCCGCCGCGGGCACCCCGCCCCCCGGCCCCCCGCCCGGCAUCUGCUCCCUGGCCGCCGCCAGAGAGCACCGCCGCCUCUACAGACUCCUCACUAAAAUGGCUCAGCUGGAGAUGCAUCCGCCGUCCUUUUACUUCAUAUAGAAUGUGGGUGUUAGCUUUACAACAGGACAUGGAACAAUACGUGUCGCGACACGAGUAGAACAUAUUGAGACGAAGAGGAGCGCCUGUUGCUAGCGUGACGCCGGGGGACGAGGAGCGAGCAGGCUGGCCCUGGCUGGCUGGUGCAGGGAGCCGGCCGUGGCAGCGUGUUUAGUGUGUUCACACAUACACGUAUUAUUUAUACAUAUUUUAACGUUGCCAAACUAUACAUAGAAUAUGAAUUCUGAAUAAAACUUUUGAGAAAUAACUUGUUUCAACACUAUUAAUGAAGUGUUCAGCUGUUGAGGGGACAGACUUCCGGUACUUUUUGAUAUUAUUUAUCAUCUUGUUCAAUGGACCUUCUGUUACAUUAAAGUAUGGAAUAAAAUCUACUUUCCUUAAUAGUUGUCAUAGACUGAGUUUAUUUAUAUUUUAUUUAUAUUAUAUAUAUAUAUAUAUAUAUAUAUAUAUAUAUAUAUAUAUAUAUAUAUAUAUAUAUAUAUGUGUAUUUGUUUAUUUAUUUUAAAAUUUAAAGCAGUGGGUGCCGUUAAAAAAAAAUUGUGCGUGGAGUCCCAACGGAAGAAGUGAGACUUCGCAACUGUAAAAAAUUCUUAUCCAUUCAAACUUGAAAUUACAAUACUGGGCAGUAUUACCUUACAUGUGUAAAUACGAAUAAACAUAAAAUAUAUACAAAUUUAAGUAAUGUCAUCUCGUCUGCCCGCGAUCAGGGUUACUGAGAAGUAAUUCUGACGAUUCCGGAACAUUAUUUGUACAAAAAAAUAAUAAAAUACGAAGAA